Pseudoliparis swirei is the source of this 1009-nucleotide messenger RNA. Its product is annotated as zinc metalloproteinase nas-4-like. Bases 116 to 961 code for a protein of 281 amino acids. The transcript has 12 exons. Gene Ontology annotation, molecular function: zinc ion binding; metalloendopeptidase activity. The record is from RefSeq and is a predicted model, not a curated record. Lineage: Eukaryota; Metazoa; Chordata; Actinopteri; Perciformes; Liparidae. Gene Ontology annotation, biological process: proteolysis.
GUGAAGUGAUCACACCUGCUCAGCAAGCCCGCUGGAUCACGUCUCCUUCAGAUAAAGGUUCGGCCGAGGCGUUUAGUGAGCACUGCUCCUGUCUUUGUUGAGGUCCUGCUUCACUAUGUGGUUUCUGGUUUUCAUCUGCUUGGUCACUGCCGUUGGUGGUGUGCCUGUUCAUCCAACCCAGGAGGCCACAGAUAAUGUAACUUCUCUGCUUAAUGUGAUGAUGCCAGCCAAGUCUUUUGGCAUGGUCUCUGUAAAUCACACCCAGAAUGGGACUGGUCCUGAGGCAGGUACGGCGACUUCAAUGCUUGAGCAACAGCAGACCAGUGCAGAAGAACUUGAAGACAAUCAAAAUGUCGAAGAGGGAGAUAUGUUGACUCUGUUCCAGGAGGACAGGAACGCUGUACAGACUGUGUGGUCGGACGCCAUCAUGCCGUACACCAUCAGUGAUGCGCUGGCCGACCGAAAGGAUAACAUCCUCGCUGCCUUCAAGAUGAUAUCGGAUGUGUCCUGCAUUCGCUUCGUACCGCACACCGCGGAGUUCAACGUCCUCAACAUCGAAGAUGGCAAAGGCUGCGCCUCCUUCGUCGGUUGUCAAGGAGGAGAACAGCCGCUGUAUUACAGCAGCAAGUGUAGAGUGGGGAACCUCUGCCAUGAGCUCAUUCACGCUCUGGGUCUGCACCACGAACACACCCGCGAGGACCGGGACGAGCACAUCACGGUGCAGUGGGAGAGCAUCGUGCCAGGGAAAGAAUCAAACUUCAAGGUGCAACAGGGAAACACUCAGAACCUGCCGUAUGACAUCAACUCCAUAAUGCACUAUGGGCCGUAUUUCUUCAGUCAAGAUGGGAGUCAGACUGUGGUGCCCAAGCAGAGUGGGGCGGACAUGGGUCAGCGAACACACCUCAGCGAUCUGGACAUCAAGAGACUGAACAAACUCUAUCACUGUGAUGAUCGGAUGUAACCCCAAUGAGCUUCAUUUACUGACCUGCAUUGUGAGAUUUAAUAAAAU